AUGGGUCUCCGUGGGCGUCCAUAUCCCCCACCCACUCAGAAUGUGCGUCCAUUCCGUUCCUCCUCCAUACGAAGCAAUACAUCUUCCGUUCUCACAGUGGACUCCCACCUCUCCUCUCCUUUCCACACCCCUCACAUGGUCCAUCGUGUUCCCCUGGGGAGGAGAGAAUCUGGUCGAUUUCCUCCGCGCCCCAUGGCUCGAGGACAACCCCUCAUGGCCCAGCAUUCCCUGAGAGGAAGGCGUCCCAAUUCUCCACAGCCCUCCCUUAAGCAUUUGCCACAUCCUCCAUCCCCACGCCUCUCUCCUCGACUCUCUCGUCAGUCCUCACCCCUCUUGCCCCCUCGAGUUGCCCAUCCACCACCCGAAACAUAUGUGUCUGGCCCUGAUGUUGAUCCAUAUGCUGAACAGUCUUAUCAAUUUGUUGCCCCCUCUUCUCCCAUGUUAUCUGGUGCUUUACAGAACCGGGCUAUCCGACAGGCCUCUUUUUCUUCCCCUCUUGGCCCAGAGGCAGCCCAGAUGGUAGGUAUGGCUACUGAAUAUGCACAAACUCAUGUUCCCUCAUCCCCUAUGCUUUCUGCUGCAAUGCAAAAUCAGGAAAUUCGAGAUGCUUCCUAUGCUGCCUCACUGCAGAGAACAAUGUCACCUUAUGAGCAGCCUAUGGCCCCUUCUUCUCCUAUGUUGUCUGGGGCUCUGCAGAAUCAAGCUGUACGAGAUGCAUCUUAUGUCUCUCCUUUGCGAAGGCCAAUGUCACCUCAUGAGCAGCCUAUGGCUCCUUCCUCUCCCAUGUUGUCUGGGGCUCUGCAGAAUCAAGCUGUACGAGAUGCAUCUUAUGUCUCUCCUUUGCGAAGGCCAAUGUCACCUUAUGAACAGCCUAUGCCUCCUUCAUCCCCAGUACUUUCUGGAGCUCUGCAAAACCAAUCAAUUAGAGAAGCAUCUUAUGUGUCUCCUCUUCAAAGAUCUCAGUCCCCUUAUGCCUCUGUACCUUCUCCAUACGAAUAUAUUACUGAGCCUGGUCCGGCACCACUGCUCUAUGAUGCUUUACAGAACAGGUCUGAUUUGCAGAAUGUCUCAUCUUUAAGAUCCCCCAUGAUGCAACGCCGUAACCCUUACGCACCAACUGGGCCUCAGGUCCACCACGCACUACAACAGAACCCCAACCUCCGCCAAGCAUCUUAUCGGACACCUGUGCAACUCAGACGUUCCCCAUAUGGACCCCCACCACCCUCUUCACCAAUGUUAGGAGCUGCCCUAAACAACCCACAAUUGAUGCAGGCAUCGUACCGGCUGCCAGAUGGAACCUUAAUGUCACCAUACACAGCUUCACCUUCUCCUCCAAUGCUCAACCAUGCCUUGCAAAACCAACAAGUCCGUGGGGCCUCAUUCACCUUGCCUGAUGGAUCAGUUAUCAGGGACCCACGUAUUCCCCAGAGGCCCAUGUCUCCUAGCCUUUCCAGAGCUCUUCAGAACCAGGAUCUAAAGACUGCAUCUUAUACUCUACCUGAUGGCACCAUUGUAGACCCUAGACAGCAAUAUGUAUUAGUUAACAUCUGUGUUUUUCUGGCUCUGCUCUCUUUCCUUGUACAGCAACCCAUUCCCCCAAACCUGGCUAUGGCCCUAAACAACCCAGUUCUGCGUGAAGCCUCAUUUUCUCUCCCUGAUGGUACCAUUAUGAUUGACCCCAAGAAACCGAAGUCCCCGAACCUUACAGCAGCACUUCAGAACCCUUACCUGAAAAGUGCAUCGUACACACUUUCUGAUGGUACUAUCAUCAUUGAUCCAUGGAAACCUGUCUCUCCAAACCUGUCCGAAGCCCUCCACAACUCUGCCCUUCGGCAUGCCUCCUUCAACCUACCAGAUGGAGUUCGUGACCCUAAUUUACCCCUACCACCAAACUUGGCAAAGGCCCUCGAGAACGCCGCUUUGAAAUCAGCUUCAUACACCCUCCCAGAUGGAACAAUUAUAGUCGACCCAAGGAAACCAAAGACCCCCAACCUGACAGCCGCCCUGCAGAACCCCUACCUUAAGGGGUUGUCCUACACUCUGCCUGAUGGAACCAUCAUCAUUGACCCAAGGAAACCAGUUGCCCCUGAUCUGUACAAAGUGUCAUUUAAUAACUAUUUGAUUAACUUUUCCCACCACCUGCAGGCUCUCACGAAUGAAAACAUUCGUAAUGCAUCGUUCCAGCUCCCUGAUGAUGCCAUAGUUAUUCCUGGUCAGAAGCCCUCCACUCCAAACCUUACUGCUGCUCUAAGACAGAACAAGGCACUUCGUUCUGCAGAGAAACAUUCCUUGCUCUACAGGCUUCCAGAUAGCUCUCCUCUUGUAAGACGGUUCAACAACCCAAAGUUGGGUGAUGCUAUCCAAAACCAGCAGCUUCGGUACGCCUCAUACAGGGCACCAACGGCACUGCAGGGUCCAGAUGACUGCUAUGCUGUGGUUCCUCCUUAUGGGCCACACUCAGGCCACUGGGCCAGGAAUGCUCAAGGAGGAGGGGAAGGAGGGGAGGACAUUUGGGCAGCUGAAAGAGUUUUACCACAUGGGACAGUCCAGAAUCUGUCAAAGUGGUCCAUGUACAAAGAAGACGGCAUGUUGGAAGGAUAUUCACCCUUGCCUCGAAUUGUGGAUGGGCAACCUCAGGAUCCAGACUGGACCCCUGAAAGACAGAGGGUGCCUGGUCAAAGCUGGUAUGACAAGAUCUACUCUAUCCUAAGCAUGCCCACAACAGGCCACAGGGUGAAGCGCUGGGCGGAGGGAAUGGAGGACAUGACACAGUUGCCUGAGUUGAAUGAGACCACAGUUUUGAUGAACCUGAAGAAACGCUACGAUCAGGAACUCGUAUAUACCUACAUAGGUAGCAUCCUCGUGUCUGUGAAUCCCUACAAGUUGCUCAACAUUUAUGGCACAGACAUGGUGCUUCAGUAUGAGGGCUGUGGCCUGAGUGACAACCCUCCUCAUCUUUUUGCCAUUGCUAAUUUGUCAUAUACCACCAUGAUGGAUGCCAAAAAGGACCAGUGUAUUGUGAUCAGCGGAGAAAGCGGGUCAGGAAAGACUGAAGCUACUAAACUGAUCCUGCGUUAUCUGACAGCCAUACAUCACAAACGCAACGUCACACAACAGAUAGAGAUCCUAGAGGCCACGCCCCUGUUGGAGUCUUUUGGGAAUGCCAAAACGGUGCGCAACGACAACUCUUCACGAUUUGGCAAGUUCAUGCAGAUCUAUAUGGAGGGGGGUGUGAUCAGUGGUGCCAUAACGUCUCAGUACCUGUUGGAGAAGUCCCGCAUUGUCUUUCAGGCCAAAUCGGAGAGGAACUACCACAUCUUCUAUGAGAUGUUGGCAGGUCUUCCUCUUCACGAGAAGCGCUCACUGUAUCUGCAGGAAGCUGAGACUUACUACUAUCUCAAUCAGGGAGGGGACUGUACCAUAGAGGGCAAAGAUGACGGGGAGGACUUCAGGCGACUGCUGAGUGCCAUGGACAUCCUGUGUUUCACUCCAGAGGAGCAGAACGGCAUCUACAGACUUCUCUCCUCUGUCCUUCAUCUGGGGAACGUCUACUUCCAGCCAUACCAGGGUGAAGGUCAGGAAGUCGCGUCGGUGGUGAGCGCACAGGAGAUCAGGGUUGUGGCUGAGCUGAUGCAGGUCUCACCUGAUGGCCUGCAGAAGUCUGUCACCUACAAACUGACAGAUACAGUAAGAGAGAAGAUCUACACUCCGCUCACAGUGGAGAGUGCUGUGGAUGCAAGAGAUGCCGUUGCCAAGAUCCUGUAUUCGCUGCUGUUUAGUUGGCUGACAGAGCGCAUCAAUGGACGGGUCUACCCUCGCAACGAAGCCCUUUCCAUCUCCAUAUUGGACAUAUAUGGAUUUGAGGAGCUACAGGUGAACAGUUUUGAGCAGCUGUGCAUCAACUACGCCAAUGAAACUUUGCAGUUCUACUUUAACAGGGUCGUCUUUCAGGAGGAGCAGGAGGAGUACAUGCGGGAGCAGAUUGAGUGGCAGCAGCAGCCCUUCAGCCACAACCAGGCCUGCCUUGACCUCAUUGCUGCUAAGCCUCAUGGGAUACUACGCAUACUGGAUGACCAGUGCGGUUUCCCUCAGGCAACAGACCACACCUUCCUCCAGAAGUGCCACUAUCACCAUGGUAACAACCCGCUGUAUGCCAGGCCAAAGAUGCCACUGCCAGAGUUCACCCUGAAACACUACGCAGGGAAGGUCACCUACCAGGUGAACAAGUUCUUGGAUAAGAACUUCGACAUGGUCCGCCAGGACGUCUUAGACCUCUUCAUCCAGAGCAAGAACAGAAUGGUGUCCAGCCUCUUCCUGAAGCACUCGGACUCUGUGUCUCAGCAGCGGUCUAACGUGCGGCGCAGCAGCACAGCUCGUCGUUAUCAGGCCAACACGGUCAGCGCAAAGUUCCAGAGCAGCCUGCAGGAGCUGCUGGAGAAGAUGCAAAGGUGUAACCCUUAUUUUGUGCGAUGCAUCAAGCCAAACCAUCAUAAGGAGCCAGGGGUGUUUGACAUGGAGCUGAUAAAUACUCAGCUGCAUUAUUCUGGUAUCAUGGAGACCAUCCAAAUACGGAGGGAGGGUUAUCCAAUCAGAUUGCAGUUUCACAGCUUCCUGUCCAGGUAUAAAGCCCUGCUCUGUUUGAGGGAUCUCCCACCAGCCGACGGAGAAAACUGUGUCAUUAUGCUUCACAACCUCGGUCCGAUCAAGAAGGGCUCUUAUCAGCUGGGAGUCAGUAAGAUUUUCCUAAAAGAGGAGCUGUACCAGCAGUUGGAGGGGAAGCGUGACCGUGUGUUUAACAUUGCUGCCAAGAUGCUGCAGAGAUACACCCGCAUGUGUUUUGUCAGAAAGAACUUUAUUAAGUUCAAACGCUGUAUGACCCACUUCCAAGCUCGCUGCAGAGGCUACGUGGCCAGAAAAAAGUUUGCUCUGAAAAGGAAGUACAUCAUAUGGCUUCGCUCCACUGUGCUGCUCAUUGUCAACCGCCAGCGUUACAUGAGGACAGUUGUGGAGCCUGCAAGGAAGGCGGAGGAGGAGGGUCACAUUUUGAGAAAAGAUGAAGAUGAUCGCAUCAAUAGAGAAGUGGUGAACGUUACAACGCUGCCUAUCCCUGCUGAGCUGGCAGCCCUGCUGCAGGCGGCUUCAGGUGGUGAGGAGCUGCACUCUGAUUGCCUGGCAGUGGUUCAGGCUCCAAAAGUACAGGUUGAACCCCAGCUGACCCUGCCCCUGGAUAUCAACAACUACCUCAUGACACAUUACAUCCGGGCCAUAUUUCGGGAGCCGUUGUUAGGGAUGCUGACAGCCCCGCUGGAGAGUUCUCUGAUCAGAUUCGAUGAAGAGCUGAAACAAGGAGCCCUGAACAUUUUCAUUCUGAUACUGAGGUUCAUGGGUGAUCCUAACCUGAACGGGGCUCAGGAGAACCUGUUCGGGAACUACAUCAUCCAGCGAGGGCUUGCCAAUCCCAGCCUCAGAGAUGAGAUCCUGGCUCAAGUAGCCAAUCAAGUGUGGAGGAAUCCCAACAUCUUGAAUUCAGAGCGUGGUUGGCUCCUCCUGUCCUCCUGUCUCUCUGCCUUCCUGCCCUCUCAAAGACUGGCCAAGUACCUGCUAAAGUUUGUUUCCGACUAUGGGCCGGAGGGCUAUGACUGUGUGUGUCAGCACCGUCUGCUCCAGGCUCUGCAGCGGCUGAAUGUCGGGCCAGAGUACGUCCGGACCUACCCGCCCUGCCUGCUGGAGUGGACAGCCAAUCGCAAAAAAGCUCACACUGUCCUGCACAUUCACUGCUUCGAUGGUGUGUCUUUCCUGUGUCCUCUACACUCCUGGACAACAGGAGAAGAGAUGGCCAAAAACAUCUUACAACACAGGAGUGUGGUGGAGGGCCGUCGAGGCUGGUCGGUGCUGCUGAAGGAGCCGGCUCAGUGGGUGGAGGUGGAGGGCUCGGACUACGUUCUGGAUCUGAUGUCAGACCUGGAGCUUCCUGCUGACUUCCCCAAACACAGCAGCUACUUCAUCAUCUCUGCACAGGAGCCGAGCAGAGUGCGGCCCAAUGCUAGCAUAAGCCUGCUGGGUGGCGGGUUUGAUAUGAAUGAUCAUGUCUUAUCUUCAGCCAUAACCGGCUCGGAUGGGUUCAUUAGCCACCUCUACUCUCCCUUCACAGACUUGGAGCCUCAGAGAGGGAUGGAUCGUUAUCUCGACAGCCUGUUUGACCCUGUACUGUCUGACGGCACAGGAGAAGUCGAGUCAGCUGCAGGACUGUCCAGCAGGAUGAAAGGGGCAGGGGGAGUUGGAGGCAGGUGGCAACAGCAAGGACAGUCAACCGGCCCCCCACCUCCACCUGGAGCUGUGAGAGUCCUCCCUGUGGGAGGAGUGAUGUCGCCUCCUGUUGCUGCCGUGGCACCUGUGACACCUGGUUCGUCAGAUGCCCAGCAGGCUGUUUUGGCCCAGCAGCAGCAGGCGAUCGUGAACCAACAGGCCAUCAUCAUGGCCCAGCAGAUGACCAUGCAGGCUAUGGCCAUGGUCAGCAGCCCAGUCACAAGCCCCCCCACUUCCCCUAUCACAAGCCCUCCCAUGAGCCCUCUUCUCCACCACCCUCUCAGCCCUUACGCCCCCGCCAGCUCUUACGCUGUCAUACCUCCAAGUCCGUAUGCUAACAUCCCACCCAGCCCCUAUGCUAAUUUCACUCCAACUCCCUAUGCUGCAGCAAGCAUCCCACCCAGCCCCUAUCCUCCCUCUACUCAACACGAACAAACUCCAUUGCAGCCUCCAGCUCAGCCUCGUGCUGAGCCACAGUCUCAGCCAGAGGCCCAGGCACGGCCUCAGGCCCCCCGCCCCGACCCCAAACCUCAGAUAAGUAAGGACAGCGUCCCUCGCAGGAAAGCUCCAGGCGUCCCCAUAAACAAGGACAAACCAGCCAAGAAGUUUGCCCCAGUGGCGACAUCUCCUCCGCCACCUGCUGGAGAGGUGGUGAAGUACUCAGCUCGGCAUGAUGAGCACUUGGUCCCCAGCCAAGAUAUCCAGGAAAUUAUUAAAAGGUACAACUCCCCUCCUCCUCCAUCAGACCAGCUGCCUCCUGGAAAAAGGAGACCUGAGGGGAAGUUUAGGAAGAAGCAAACUGCUCGUGAUGAAGCUUUACAGAUCCUAAAACCCCAGAUGGAACACCCUCCUGCUCCACAGCCCAAACGUCCUGUUACUCCCUCACCAUCUGCAUCCGCAAUAAAAGAGGCCGGAUUUAAACCCGCCAAGAGCACAAAGACUAGAGCACCUAAUCGGCCUCUCCCCAUCCCUCCUCCAGUUUCUCGAGAGCUCCCAGUAGAGACAGAGACCAUCCAGACACAGCUUCAUCAGAGCACCAACGAAGAGCACUACACCUACACCAAUGUUCCCUGGAGACUGUAUCUCAGGAAGGAGGUUUUCUAUCCCAAAGACAGUUUCAACAAUCCGCUGGUGCUAGACCUCAUCUUCAAACAGAUAGUGAACGACACCCUGUCAGAAGCUUGUGUUCGCAUCACCCGGGAUGAAAGGCAGAAGAUGAAAGCUCUGUUCGCGAAACACGGGGUCGAACAGAAUAUGGAUCCAGUGGAGGAGCACGUGAAGAAAACCGUCGUCACGGCAGCCAGGGAAACGUGGGAAAUAUACUUCUCCCGACUGUUCCCUGCAUCGGGUAGCGUAGGAACAGGUGUGCAGGUGUUGUCAGUGUCCCACAGUGGCAUUAAGCUGCUGAAGACGGUAAAGAGCAGCGCUGCAGCUCCAGACUACUUCAGAGUGCUGCGACCGUACACUUUUGCAGACAUCCUGUUUGUGACCAUUCCCUCCGAAAACAUGUUGGAGUUCAAUCUGACCAACGAGAAGCUGAUCCUGUUUUCAGCUAAAGCACUACAAGUCAAACAUCUCAUAGACACCUUCAUCAAUGAAAUCAAAAAGGACUCAGACUACGUGAUUGCAGAACGUAACUUUGUGACAGACGACCGCUCAAUGCUCAGUUUCCACAAAGGCGACAUCGUCAGGCUGCAAGUCCUGGACGGGCUGGAGAAAGGUUACAGCUAUGGCUGUGUGGUGAGGAAGAAGGUGGUGUAUUUGGAGGAGCUGAAGAAAGACUCUCAAGACUUUGGCUGGAAGUUUGGUGCCGUGUUCGGCCGCUCCGGUACGUUCCCGGCUGACUGCGUCCAUCCUGUUGCGCCUCCUGACUUCCUGUCCUUGCCGUUGGACCGCAAGUCGGAGCCUCGAGGCGGAGCGGGACAGUUUGCGGUGUCAUCAGCUGUGGCUGUUGCCGUGGCGUCCACCAUGGCUGCACAUGAGAUAGAUCAAACGAUUGAGGUUUCCCUUGACGGCUUUGCUGAUGGAGAUCUGGAUGAGAGGACUCUGCAGGACAGUAAAUAUGACAUGUUGGAGUUUGCCAAGAAGUAUUUCAGACAGGGAGCCAGCGGGAGGGGCGAUUCCCUGAAGAGCAAAAGCAAGAGCAGAGACAUCAGGGAACCCACUGAAAUGAUCAAGUUCUCCAAGACUCCUCUUACCGAGUCUCUGAUAGAGUUUACUGACCUGGCCAUGAACAGAGUGGCAGCGGAUCUCUUCCUGUCGGUGAUGCGCUUCAUGGGUGACUCUCCGUUAAGGGGAUCGACCGAACAAGAAGUGGUCAACAUUUUCCUAAAGCUGAUAGGAGAGUUCACCUUGAUGAGGGAUGAGGCUUACUGCCAAGUUAUCAAACAGCUUACUGCUAACACCAGCUCCAAACCUGACAGUUGCCAACGUGGCUGGAGGCUGCUGUACAUCCUGACCACUUUCCACCGCUGCUCUGAAGUCCUCAAGCCCUUCCUGUUGAAAUAUCUCCAGCAGGCCUCUCGCAGCGCUGGGACUCAGUAUCAGGGCAUUGCUAAAGCCUGCGAGCAGAAUCUGAAGAAGACGUUCCAAUGUGGUGGACGUAUUGUUCCUCCCAACAGCAUGGAGCUGAAAGCCAUGAUGGCGGGACGCAGUUCGAAACGUCAGCUGUUUCUCUUUCCUGGAGGCAUCGAACGUCACGUGAAAAUCAAAACGUGUUCUGUUGCCCUGGAGGUGAUUGAAGAACUGUGUUAUGAGAUGGCGUUACACAGACUGGAGGCGAUGGAAGAAUACUCCAUAUUUUUAGUCACCAAUCGAGGUCAGAAUGUGCGACCUCUGCACAAAAACGAGUACAUCCUGGAUGUGGCGACAGAGGCGGAACUAGUCGACACCAACUACAGUUUCUGGUUCAGACGGGUCGUCUGGACUCAGGCGCUCAAGUUUGAGAACGAGCUUUGUGUGGCCAUGCACUAUAACCAGAUCCUGCCAGACUACCGUAAAGGUCUGCUAAACGUUCUUCCACACGGAAAAGUGAGCGAUCAACAGUUCCACCAGAUCUCCAAACUGGCAGCGCUGCAGCACAGAGCCAAAGACAUCAUCUUCAUCCCCAGCAUACAUGAACUGUCGGAGUAUAUCGCCACACCUCUGUUCAAAAAGCAGCCACCGCAGCAGUGGGUUACCAUGGUGACGCAGCACAUGCAGCAAGUGCAGACCCUGAGCCCGCACCAGGCCAGAGCACAGUUUCUGGGGUUGGUCAGCGCAUUCCCCAUGUUCGGCUCGUCGUUCUUCUACAUCCACAGCAGCAGCUCCACCACCUUCUAUGCCCCCUGUAUUGUUGCUGUCAAUCAACACGGUCUCCACUUCCUGCACAAAAAUACACACGAACAAAUGGCAGUGGUCCCCCUGGUGGAGGUGCAGUCCAGCCGCACUCAGAGGCCCAACGCUGGAACGAGUUAUCCGUAUGUAGACCUCACGCUGGGGGACAUGAACACUCAGCGGGUCAUUCAGCUGCAGCUGGAGCAGGGUCUGGAGUUGUGUCGAGUCAUCGCCAUGCAAGUGGAAAACAUGAUGUCGGUACGGGAGAAGAGGCUCACCCUGCCACCCAGUGAAAUCACCAUGUUAUAA
This is a messenger RNA of Scomber scombrus (Atlantic mackerel), 9930 nucleotides long. It is a transcript of the gene myo15ab, whose product is annotated as myosin XVAb. Lineage: Eukaryota; Metazoa; Chordata; Actinopteri; Scombriformes; Scombridae. Gene Ontology annotation, molecular function: cytoskeletal motor activity; protein binding; ATP binding. The record is from RefSeq and is a predicted model, not a curated record. Gene Ontology annotation, cellular component: myosin complex; cytoskeleton.